AUGCAGGGCCUAAGGGCUAUCCGCGAGUUUUUGAAGGUCCGAACCAGCUACGACGUGCUGCCUCUCUCUUUCCGAUUGAUCGUCCUCGACAACGACCUCCUCAUCAAGAAGAGCCUGAACAUCUUCAUUCAAAAUGGAAUUGUCUCGGCACCACUCUGGGACUCCCGGAAUUCAGCCUUCGCAGGUCUUUUGACCAGUACCGACUACAUUAAUGUGAUCCAAUAUUACUGCCAAUUUCCUGACGAUCUCAAUGAGGUGGAUCAGUUCCGCCUGAGUAGCUUGAGAGGUAUAGAAUGCGGCCGGACAUCCCAUCCUCUCACCCCAGCUGACAAAACUAUGGCAGAUAUCGAGAAAGCAAUUGGCGUUGUUCCGCUGGAGACAAUUUCCUGCCACCCUAUGAAGCCCCUCUACGAUGCAUGCCGCUCGAUGCUAAAGACCAGAGCACGCCGAAUCCCGCUCGUGGAUGUCGAUGACGAGACAGGAAGGGAGAUGGUGGUCAGCGUCAUUACUCAGUAUCGAAUCCUCAAGUUCAUAGCGGUCAAUAACGAGAAGCACACGGUGCUGCUCAAGAAGACAGUGAGGGAGAUCGGCCUUGGCACAUAUACGAAUCUCGCGACGGCAAAUAUGGGUGCAUCUGUUCUUGACGUUAUCCAUUUGAUGGUCAAACACAACAUCUCGGCGGUGCCCAUUGUCGACAAGAAAUAUCGUGUCCUGAACGUCUUCGAGGCCGUCGACGUCAUCCCCUGCAUUAAAGGCGGAGUGUAUGAGGAGUUGAGCUCGAGCGUCGGCGAUGCCCUGUCCAAGAGAGCAGAAGACUUCCCCGGGAUCUACACUUGCAGCGAAGACGACCGCUUGGAUUCGAUCUUUGACACAAUCCGCAGGUCUCGAGUGCAUCGGCUUAUCGUGGUGGAUGACGAGAGCAAGCUCAGGGGCAUCAUCUCUCUGUCGGAUAUCCUAAAGUACGUUCUGCUGCAUGGAGAAGAAGAAGACAGCCUACCAGCACCAAGAUGA
Molecule: messenger RNA, 1011 nt
Organism: Phaeoacremonium minimum UCRPA7
Lineage: Eukaryota; Fungi; Ascomycota; Sordariomycetes; Togniniales; Togniniaceae
Product: putative nuclear protein snf4 protein
Exons: 3
Coding region: 1-1011 (336 amino acids)
Source: RefSeq, a predicted model, not a curated record